CUAAGUCCCCUCCUUCUCGUUAUAUGCUCUUGAGGGUUUCCGGUCUUUCUUCACGCUGGACGGCCGUUGGAUGGACAAAGACACCGUUUCUGGCUAGAGGGAAGUAUACUUGCAAUAUGGCCGCUGCUUCUACCACGACGUCGCAAUUUGGCGAUUGGCCCGCCGUCAAAGUCCGAGAGACCUUCGUCGGUUACUUCAAGGAGAGGGCCCAUACGUUCGUCCCCAGUAGCUCGACGAUUCCUUACGAAGACCCGACUCUUCUUUUUGCCAAUGCCGGCAUGAACCAGUACAAGUCCAUUUUUCUCGGUUUGGCAUCGGACGAUUCGCGAUUGGGCUCGUUGAAGCGCGCCGUCAACUCGCAAAAGUGCAUUCGUGCCGGUGGAAAGCACAACGAUCUUGACGACGUCGGCAAAGACACCUACCACCACACCUUCUUUGAGAUGCUCGGAAAUUGGAGUUUCGGUGACUACUUCAAGAAAGAGGCAAUCACGAUGGCGUGGGAGCUUCUCACGAAGGUCUAUGGCUUGCCUCCGGAUCGCCUCUAUGUUACAUACUUUGAAGGAGAUAAGAAAAUGGGUCUUGAGCCAGACACCGAAGCUCGAGACCUGUGGCGAUCUGUCGGCGUGGCAGAUGACCAUCUUCUCACGGGAGACUCGAAAGACAACUUCUGGGAGAUGGGCGCAACGGGUCCCUGUGGCCCCUGCAGCGAGAUCCACUACGACCGCAUCGGAGGACGUAACGCGGCCCAUCUCGUCAACCAGGACGACCCUGACGUCCUGGAGAUCUGGAACAACGUCUUCAUGGCCUACAACCGAGAGCAGGACGGCUCUCUCCGACCUCUCCCCGCCAAGCACAUCGAUACCGGCAUGGGCUUUGAGCGUCUGGUUUCGGUGCUGCAGGACAAGCGGUCCAACUACGACACCGAUGUAUUCCAGCCUCUUUUUGCAAAGAUCCAAGAACUGACCGGUGCCCGUGCAUACGAGGGCAAGCUUGGCAAGGAUGACGUCGACGGCAUUGACACGGCUUACAGAGUCGUGGCCGACCACGUCCGAACACUCACCUUUGCCAUGAGCGAUGGCGGCGUACCCGACCGUGACGGACGAGGGUACGUGCUCCGGAGAAUUCUGCGAAGAGGCACGCGAUACGUUCGCAAGUACUUCAACGUUCCUAUCGGUCAUUUUUUCAGCGAGUUGGUCCCCACACUCGUCGAGCAAAUGGGAAGCUUCUUCCCAGAAAUCACCAAGAGGGUCGACGAGAUCAGGGCAAUUCUCAACGAAGAAGAAGAGUCAUUUGCCAAGACGCUGGACCGCGGUGAGAAGCUCUUUGAGACAUACGCCAGCAAGACUCAAGAGGCCAAACAGAAGGAGCUUGCCGGUGGCGACGUCUGGCGACUGUACGAUACGUAUGGGUUCCCUGUCGAUCUGACGAGGAUCAUGGCAGAGGAAAUCGGGCUGGGUGUCAAUGAGAAGCAGUUCGAGGAGGCACAGGCGGCAAGCAAGGAAGCUAGUAAGGGACAGGGCAAGAAGACUACGAGCGAGAUGCCCAAGCUGGACGUCCACGACCUCGGUCAUCUCGAAAAGGACAGUUCGAUCCCCAAGACAAACGACGAUGCCAAAUUCUCGACAGGAAAUGUUACGGCCACGGUCAAGGCCAUCUACCAGUCGGGCGGCUUCUAUCAAUCGUCUGACUCCCCCAACGUGGACAAGGAGAAGCCUCUUGCUAUCCUCCUGGACAAAACGAACUUUUACGCAGAGGCUGGCGGUCAGCAGGCGGACACGGGUAGCAUCGUGAUCGACGGAAAGAGCGACUUCCAGGUCGAAGACGUGCAGAGCUUCUCGGGCUACAUUCUCCACUCGGGCUUCUUCAAGUACGGCGAUGUCAAAGUGGGCGACGAGGUUGUGGCAGGCUACGACGAGCUUCGGAGAUGGCCGCUGCGCAACAAUCACACAGGCACCCACAUUCUCAACUACGGUCUCCGAGAGGUGCUUGGUGACCAUAUUGACCAGCGUGGCUCCCUUGUGGCCCCCUCGAAGCUCCGCUUCGACUUCUCCCACAAGCAGGGCGUCAGCGUGGCUGAGACGGACCGGAUCGAGAAGAUUGCAAAUGAUUGGAUCAACAAGAAUGUCGCAGUGUACUCCAAGGAGAUGCCCCUAGCCGAGGCGUACAAGAUCCCGGGCGUACGCGCCGUCUUUGGCGAGGCGUACCCGGAUCCCGUCCGUGUCGUCACACUCGAGUAUGACGUUUCGGAUAUUGCAAAGGACGUCGAAAACCCUCGAUGGAGGAACACAAGCGUAGAGUUCUGUGGAGGUACGCACGUUGCCAAGACGGGUGAUAUCAAGCGCUUUGUCGUUGUCGAGGAGGGGGGCAUUGCAAAGGGCAUUCGAAGAAUCGUUGCCGUGACAGGCGAGGAGGCUGCCAAGGUGCAACGUCUCGCAGACGAGAUGGAGGCUAGGAUCGCCAGAGUGGCUGCGCUCAAGGACCGCAACGCCAAAGAGGGCGAGCUCAAGACGCUGUCGCAGGACCUCAACAAGGCCGAGAUCUCCAUCGUUCGCAAAGCGGCGCUGCAGGAAGAGUUUGCCAAGGUCAAGAAGGCGCACGAUGCAGAGGCCAAAGCGCUGCAGGCCGCCCAGGGAAAGAUUGUCACGGAGCAUAUUGAGUCGUACUUCCAAAAGAACCCGGACGAGACGUACCUCGUGCACCACUAUGAGGGUUUGGGUGCCAACACCAAGGCACUGCAGCAAGGCGUGAAUCUGGCCAAGAAGCUGGGCAAGGCUGCUUACCUCUUCAGUGCCGCCGACGAGACCACGGACGAGAAGGCUGGUGACGGUACGUCGACCAAGGCUAAGGUCGUCCACAUGAACUUUGUUCCGCCACACGACCUCGAAAAGGGCUUGGACGGACGGGACUGGGCAGAGGUUGUGAGCAAGAGCAUCGGAGGCAAAGCUGGUGGAAAGCGCGAGGGCGCACAGGGCGUUGGCCAGGAAGCUGGUCUGGCACUCGAGGACGCUAUGGUUGCGGCGAAGAGGUGGUAUCAGCGAGACGCCAUCGAGAAGCCUCUGAUGCCAACACAGUAGAUUUCACUAGAUCGCUCUGCCCUCUCGCAGCCAAGAGAAAAGAAUGUAUAAAUCCAGUUUCUUCUCAUUCCAGAGUGUCAAAGUAUCCGAAAGGGCUAGAAAAGCCAUAGAAAGUAGACAAAUUAGAAAGUGAGCAGGCCGCGUUG
Acaromyces ingoldii is the source of this 3220-nucleotide messenger RNA. RefSeq lists its product as hypothetical. Gene Ontology annotation, biological process: tRNA modification; alanyl-tRNA aminoacylation. The transcript has a single exon. Gene Ontology annotation, cellular component: mitochondrion; cytoplasm. Bases 117 to 3074 code for a protein of 985 amino acids. Gene Ontology annotation, molecular function: alanine-tRNA ligase activity; aminoacyl-tRNA deacylase activity; amino acid binding. The record is from RefSeq and is a predicted model, not a curated record. NCBI's taxonomy places the organism in Eukaryota, Fungi, Basidiomycota, Exobasidiomycetes, Exobasidiales, Cryptobasidiaceae.